Molecule: messenger RNA, 2709 nt
Organism: Aspergillus lentulus
Lineage: Eukaryota; Fungi; Ascomycota; Eurotiomycetes; Eurotiales; Aspergillaceae
Product: ankyrin repeat protein
Molecular function (GO): protein binding
Source: RefSeq, a predicted model, not a curated record
AUGGAAGACACCGCGACCCAGCUUGUCAGCUUUCCUCCCGAGAUUAUUCUGGACAUAGGAGAUUAUCUCUGGCUGAAAGACCUCAAUUCAUUUGUUCAGACGGCAAAGUUGUUCAACACCCUGUUGUCCGCCCGACUUUAUGCGCUCGGAGCCAAACAUGUGGGCGAAACAACAUCACCACUAAUCCGCGCGGUCCAGUAUUGCCCGAUCUCAGCUGUUAGAAAAUUGCUCGACAAUGGAGCAGACCCUUCAAUACUUGCCGGCAAGAAUAGCGCAUUCCUGGCAGCAAUCACGCGCUAUAGGCCCAAGGUCCUAAAAAUUCUCGUUGAACCUAGCGUUAGCGCCUCCACACCGAUAACCAAGCUCAAGUCGCCCCUGUCAAUAGCUGUGACUCGUUGGCGACUAGCGCCAUUACGUAUCCUAUUGAAUGCUGCUCCUGGAUGUUAUCCCGAUGAAGAUGGUGCAUGGAUGGGGGCGUUGAACCUUGCGCUAGUGAAGGACCGCGUGCGUGCAGCCCGCCUCCUGUUGGAAGCUGCUGCGAAGACGACCUCCUCACCUCUGCGGAACUUAUCUGCGGAUACGAUAUAUAGCGUCCUCUACCGAGCCAAUCCUAAAAUUCUCCGGCUGCUGAUCGAUUUUGGUUGGGACCCCCUCGCCCCGAUGAGGAGGGGAGACGUGCCCUUGCAUAUUGCUGCGCAAAUGGGCGAAACAGACCUUGUUCAACUGCUACUUUUGUACGGCGCCGAUGUGAAUGUGAGAGAUGGGCAGCAUGCUACGCCGCUCCAUUUAGCCUGCGUAAAUGGCCAGUUGGGCGCCGUGGAGCUUCUUCUGAAUAGCGGCGCUGAUGUCAACGCCGCCACCUUGCUUCGUGAAACGCCGUUGCAUCAGUGUAUGCAUUAUGGCUCUCUUCCCCUUCUCGAGCUUCUGCUCGAUGCUGGAGCCAAUACCAAUGUUCUCGAUGAAAACGGGGUCUCACCGUUGCACAUAGGCAUCAGCCUCAAGAGGCCUGUGGAGAUGAUUGAGCGACUCAUCCAAGCGGGCGCCGAUCUAAACGCACUCGACCCGCACAGCAGAACACCGUUGUUCCUGGCCGCUAAGUCCGGAAAUGCCCGACUGGUGAAAGCCCUGGUUGAUGCAGGAGCCCACGUCGCGAUUGACAAACGAGCAGGUUCGACAGGGCCAUUGCAUGUAGCUGCUACUGAAGACAACUUCAGAGUCAUCCAGCCUCUAGUCGACGCUGGGCUGGAUAUUGAGGCUCCCGACGUCUUCGGAAGGACACCUUUGUAUUUAGCAACGAUUAAUAACUGCCUAUAUUCCAUGAGGGAGCUCAUUCGCUUAGGAGCUGAUCCUAACCGCCUCGACCAUCAAGGAGAGUCAGCAGCCUAUGGUGCAAUCGCCCACAAUCACACCGAGGCCCUCAAGUUUCUCCUUGAAUCUGGGGCCGAAGUGGCUCGCCUGAAGCAAGAUGGCACCUCGCUUCUGCAUGACGCCGCCACACACGGCGCCAUGCCCAGACUGAUUACGCACCUCCUGGACUACGGAGCAGAACCCCUGGCUAUUACGUUUGACGGUAAGACUGCGCUGCACUAUGCCGUGGCUAACAACCAGUAUAAGCCAAUUGCGCCACUUUUGGAGGCGGGAACACCGAUCGAGGCGAGAGACAAUAAUGGCGACACCGCACUUCUUAUUGCAGCUAGCAGAAGUUGUGAGGGUACCCGUGAGCUGCUAAAGAGAGGUGCCGAUGUGAAUGCACGUGCCAGAGACGGGAGGACACCGCUACACCACUGUUCUUCCCAAACAGAUUCAGAAAUAUACACCAUGUUGAUAAACGCUGGUGCGGAUAUCGCCGCAAGGGAUGAAUUGGGGCAGACGCCGUUACACUCAGCUGCCGCUGCAGCGAACUACGUCGUCUGCGAUCGACUCUUGGCAGCAUAUGCUGCCAAGGGCUUAGAUUAUAUGGUACGUGAUGCAGCCGGCCGUACGGUGCUGGAAGUUGCUGCUAUCACAGGGGAAGCCCGUAUCAUCGGGAAUCUUGUCCACCGGAAAGUAGAUGUCAACAUCGGCCUCCACACAGACCACGGGAAGCAUCGCGGAAUCCCGGCUCUUCAUUAUGCAAUUCUCAGCAACGAAUCCAAAGCUGUGACUUGUCUCGCGCGGAGAGGCGCAGAAUACCAUUGCUUAGAUGUAUACGGCCGCAGCGCGAUUGACUGGGCAUCGAUUGAUCACUCCGGCGACUUACUUCGUGAACUCAGCCGACAUAGUCCGAUAACAUCCCUCACGUCGGCAGAGGAGCAGAUCUCCAUCCUGAAAUCCAGUGUCGUCGGCCUUGCCACGCGCAUCAUGGAAGGCGACCGAUCAGAUGUCUACAAGCUCGCCAAAUGCCUCCAGUACCUCGACGACAAGCAGGCCGCCGGCGCAAUAUACGCCGAAGUCGAUGCGUACUGCGACGUAUGUGACAAGGUGAUCCCAAAGUCCGACAUACGCUUCAUCUGCGAGCAGUGUCCGGCUACAGACCUCUGCUCGGCCUGUAUGACAAAGUACGAGGAGCAGAAUAUGCGGAUCCGGAUAUGCCAGGCACAUCAGUUUUGGAGAGUUGUUGUUUUGGAGCAGCGGCUGCCGAAGCAAAUGGCUGAUGGGGGCGAGCGUGAGCUGACGAGAGCCGAGUGGUUGAAGAAUUUGAUUGAGGUUUAUCGUGAGGGUACUUCGUAG